AUGCAAACCAGGUCGCCUCACAUUCGUCCGCUUUCUCUUACCACCCCAGAGCAGACUCACACGGUGCUUGCAUCUACACCUAACAGCUCAAUCAAAUCCCAUGACCUCUGGUUCGAAGAUGGAACCCUCGUUAUUGCGUCGGAAAAUGUGCUUUUCCGCGUCUAUAGAGGUAUUCUGUCAGAAAACUCUCCCGUCUUUGCGGAUAUGGUCAAAUUUCCUCAACCACACCAUGUCGACGAGUUUGAAGGUUGUCCUGUAGUUCAACUGUAUGAUGCACCCAACGACGUGAUGCAUUUUUUGAAGGCGUUGCAUUGUGUUAGUUAUUUCGACGUUUAUAUGUCUCAAACCAUCAAAUGGGCUUGUUUUUCAGCUGUACUACGCCUCAGUACGAAGUAUCAAGUUGAACUCCUCCGACGGCGAGCCUAUACACUUCUGUCCAGCCUAUAUCCAACCUCUCUUGCAAAGUGGGACGCUCGCGAUUCUAUCACCAAUCUUGAAUCCUUCGAAGCACGUCCCUUUGCUGUUUAUUUACUUGCAAAAGAGGCCGAUUUGCCUACCAUUCUUCCCGCAGCUCUAUAUCUUUGUGCUGAUAGCCGAGAUAUAAAUUGCAUUCUCGAAGGCUUGGAUUCCUACGACAACUCACAUAUUGAGCUAGAUUGGGCGGAUAAAAAGGCCUGCAUCCGUGCCCGAGAGAUCCUCUGCAUUGCUCUACGCACCCGGAUGUUUGCUUUUCUGACCGGUCAAAUACCGUUCCCGGGAUGUCGAACCACAGCCAUGUGCAACAACACCAGAUUGAAGUGGUUACAGGGUGUUGAGGCAUCACUAGGUAGUGGCGUAUUCUCGGUAUCCUUCCCUUGGGAACAGUUCAGUGUAGGGAUAUGUGAAUACUGCUCUACCACGUCUCAAAACCAUUACAAUGCUGAGCGGCGCAAGAUUUGGGACGAACUCCCUGAGAUUUUCGGACUCCCUGCUUGGAAUCAGUUACACUCAGAAUAA
Messenger RNA from Marasmius oreades (fairy-ring Marasmius), 996 nucleotides. RefSeq lists its product as uncharacterized. Bases 1 to 996 code for a protein of 331 amino acids. The transcript has 2 exons. The record is from RefSeq and is a predicted model, not a curated record. NCBI's taxonomy places the organism in Eukaryota, Fungi, Basidiomycota, Agaricomycetes, Agaricales, Marasmiaceae.